Messenger RNA from Coprinopsis cinerea okayama7#130, 1491 nucleotides. RefSeq lists its product as hypothetical. The record is from RefSeq and is a predicted model, not a curated record. Bases 1 to 1491 code for a protein of 496 amino acids. Lineage: Eukaryota; Fungi; Basidiomycota; Agaricomycetes; Agaricales; Psathyrellaceae. The transcript has 2 exons.
AUGUCAAUGAUUCGCGCCGUGCCAGCUGGACUCAAUCAUUGCUCCCAAGACCCCUUGCGAAAUAGGCUCACUACAAAGACCAUGUCCCCGUGCAGGAACGUCACCGCUGCUCCAAUCGACUCAGUCCCUUACGAGGUGCUUGGAAGAAUCUUCUUAUACUAUGUAUACCAUUUGGACGAGCCGGCAAACGAGACAGCGUCCCACCCUAUCGCGGCGGCGGACAAAUUUAACCAGAACUCGCCCCUCUUACUCUCCUCCGUCUACUCGCGCUGGCGUACCGUUGCUAACGGCACACCAGCCCUCUGGGCCAAUAUAGCUGUCGACAACCCUUCGGAGAACACUGUGUUCAUAUUCCAGCUAUGGCUCGAACGCUCCCAGGGACUCCCCCUGGAUCUUACUAUCAUCCAAAAUUUCUGCAACCGUUCGCGUCACCUUUAUGGCCCCAAUAGCCCACUUGGACAGAUCGUCACUGCCGCAUUGACCCAAUCGUUCCGGUGGAGGAAUAUAAAAAUUUUGGCUCCGGAGAGAGAACUAAACAUCCCAAAGUGGAUGUCUAUGCCCAACCUCAAAUCCCUCGACGUUGCCAUUUUUAUCGAGCGAAAUUUCAAAUUGCGCCUACACCGCGAACUCUACUCCAGAAUCUGUUCGGCCCCGACACUGCAGACCGUCAAAUUCUCCGGCCAAUGUUUUCGGCCCUCCUGGAUACCCGGCAUCCAUUGGAGCAGCAUCACGACUGUCAAUAUUGACGAAAGCAUAUCCUCAAACAAGUUAUUGAAGAUGUUCAAACUGGCCUCAUCGAUUCGAAAAUGCUCGAUCAAGAGACUCUUUCUCACAUCGGCAGCACGCAAGCAGAACUUUGGGGUGAUCGUGGCACCCUCCCUCCAGGAACUCGAACUACGGUUCACUGAAGGGUGCCCCUAUUUCUUGGACCACCUCAGUUUACCUGCGCUGGUCAAAUUGACUUUAGAAGUCCCAUCCCCAUUUUACGAGUACUAUGGGGUGCAGGUACCACCCCGGGCUGGUCUAUGGCAGCGUAUUGCACAGCUGGGAGAACGAUCAGAGUGGAAAUUGACCGUCCUCGACUUCCAUUGCAUCACUCGCCGAAAUGAAUCCUCCAGCCACAACAUCGGGACAUGGGCGGCAUCACCAGCAUUCGCCCACCUGACAACCUUUCGCCAUCACGGAGAAGGUGCAUCACGGACACCUGUUGAGAGCUUAAGCGCCCUCACUUUCCGGGACACCUUCAAGCCUAUGCCUCAACUCGAAACACUCGAUUUGGAAUUGGGCUUUCCAUACCCCAUGGAAGACACAGACGAGGCGAUAUGCGAGUUACUUCUGAGCCGAACGAAAGGUAUCAACGACGCUACCUUGCGAUACGCGAACUUCAAGAUGAAAUUGGAUUCAGACAUCUUGGAUAAAUGUUUCCCUCUGUUCACCGACCUAGAGAUUCCUGGCGUUGUGAUAGAGUGCACUUGCCUGUAUCCUUCGUAA